Molecule: messenger RNA, 1605 nt
Organism: Coprinopsis cinerea okayama7#130
Lineage: Eukaryota; Fungi; Basidiomycota; Agaricomycetes; Agaricales; Psathyrellaceae
Exons: 3
Coding region: 84-1445 (453 amino acids)
Source: RefSeq, a predicted model, not a curated record
CCACUGUGCUCCUCCUUACACUCUUUCUCUCUUCACGUUCGUUUUUCUAACCUUGAGCGGAUCGACUGUCGCUCUGGGCCCAGAUGUCUGGAACACGAUGGGUUCUUUUGGAUGACUCUGACAGCAGAAUCAACUACGAGGGCGAUUGGUACAUUCACAGCGACCGUUUUGUCGAUAGCGGAAGCUCUGGCCCAACCUAUCAAGGCUCUCAACAUGCAACGACUGGCUCAGCGAGCCUUACUUUCCGCUUCACAGGAACACGAAUACGUCUUCUUGGAACGAGCGCUAUCACGAAUACGACAGGAACUGUCGAUCCUUCAUGGGAGUGCUUCGUUGACGGAAGAAGCAUAGGCGCUGAAGAUCCCUUCCCUACCCAUCAGAACAACUGGCCAUUAUGUCUUGCGCCCACCCUGUCCGACGAAGAGCAUGUCUUGACGCUCAACGUCACGUCCUCGGGCACCCCGUUCUACUUUGAUCAAAUCAAGUACCUUCCGUCCAUGAGUGCACCGCCUUCAGACGCUACCGUUGUCAUUGAACAGUCCGACCCGACGAUCACCUUUUUGCCCGAAGAGAGCUGGGUAAAUGUUAACGAGAGUGCGAAGAGUACGUCGGAGGUUGGGGCGGGUUUGAGUGUGAGCUUUACUGGUACCAAGCUAACAUGGAUAGGCUGGAUACUCGAGGGUUCGGGUGGGGACUCGAGUGGGACCUACUCAAUAGACGACGGACCAGAUACGGCAUUCACAAUCCGACGUCCAGCCCCAAUACCCGGAUCUCUGUUCUUUCAACCCCUUUUCGAAACCGAGGAACUUCCACUACGGACACACAACCUCUCCGUGAAGUUCAACGGACCCACACGGACACCUCUCGCCCUCGAUCACUUCCUGGUCGAAAACGGGGACAUUUUCUUUCCCUUUGAAUCAGGGGAGCAGCCCGCAGACGAACCUAUCCCAACCGAGAUCGAGCCUGAGCCGUCUCCUACGAAAACGCCUUCGUCUGAGCAAUCGGAGGCAACUCCGGUCGGCGCCAUUGUUGGCGGUGCAGUCGGAGGUGUAGCGCUCAUUGCUCUCUUCGCCAUCGCCAUCUUCCUUCUCCGCCGUCGCAUGAAAAUCAAGCUGCCACCUGUACCGGUUUCAUCCUUGGGUCACGAUCAUCAGCCUCGAAGGUACCCAGGACCACGCGAGUCAUUUGCAGAAGCCAUGGUUCGCAAGCCGUCUGACUCUUACACCCGGUCGAUGGAAGGGACGGAGAAAGGAUCGCUGCACCCGUCCAGCAUCACAUCCGGAUCGAUACCCGCCUAUAUCCCCGUCUACUCCAAAUACCCGAACCAUUCCUCGAUAUAUAUUCCUGAAGAUGAUCCAGAACCGCCACCACCUAUCCCGGAACCUGCCACUCGGUUACAGCCUCUUCGAAGGAAUAUGGUCGUGCAGAAUACCAUCCAGGAAUAGGUGGCUUCGCGUCGCUGUUGUGUGUACAUUGCUAUUCUGCGAUUUGCUGCUAUCAUAUGUAUCUAACCGUUCUGUGUGUAUUAGUAUUCUUAUCCGUAUCUAAUGUUUGAGUUGGCUCGGCCGCUGACCACUCAAGCGCUCGCCACCUUUGGAUUUGAAA